This is a messenger RNA of Synchiropus splendidus (mandarinfish), 3248 nucleotides long. It is a transcript of the gene rcor2, whose product is annotated as REST corepressor 2. The transcript has 13 exons. Bases 1157 to 2788 code for a protein of 543 amino acids. Gene Ontology annotation, biological process: regulation of transcription by RNA polymerase II; negative regulation of DNA-templated transcription. The record is from RefSeq and is a predicted model, not a curated record. NCBI's taxonomy places the organism in Eukaryota, Metazoa, Chordata, Actinopteri, Syngnathiformes, Callionymidae. Gene Ontology annotation, molecular function: transcription corepressor activity. Gene Ontology annotation, cellular component: histone deacetylase complex; transcription regulator complex.
GAAGAUAAGAAAACAGGAGGAAAGAAGUGUAGAACGAGAGAAGGUGGAGAAGUGCUUGGUGAGAGGAGCGGAGUCAAGUAUGACAGUCAUACAGUGGAGGAUGAGACGACAACAGUGAAGGAAAAGUCAUGAGAUGACAGUUGUGUUCGGGUGAGAACAGCAGUGAAGAGGAGCUUAUGGGGGAGAAAGAGCCAAGUGUGGACAGGAGGACGGUGACACCGGGAGGAGGAGUGUCGGGAGCAGAGAGAGUGCAGGAGGAACAGGCUGUUACAUGUCAGCGGGUUCCGUGUGUGUGACGCGUUCACUGACAGCAUCAGGUGUGAGAAAUCAUGCCAUUAUUGCAACGUCUGAACACACACUACUGCGCACACGAUCGCGUGCACGAGCGGGCGCGCGCACGCACCCACGUGCAGGCGCACACACCCAGGGCUUAUGCCGUUAAAGCAAAGACAACCGUGAAGUUGUUGGGGCAGAAGUUUACGUUUGGACACUCAACUCUUUCCACUUGGCUUCUUCCUGAGCGGCGCGUGCAAGUCUGGACAUCCAGCCUGAUCACACAGAUGCACAGUUGACGGAUCCCUCCGCCAACACGCUGCUCAGCGAUUCCCUGAAUUACGGCAUGUCCAUAAAGACAUACGUGACACUGAAAUAUCUUCAGAAAAAAAACAAAAAAAACAAUGAAUGUGUGCUCGGUUUAACAGUCACGAAUGGCGGCGGGAUUGGAAAGUGAAUCAUUUAUCAUUCAUAUACUUAUGUCGUUGCGCGGAUAUAAUUUUCUCAACUCGAAUAAGACGAACAAAUACAGUGUGGCCAUUAUUUUCACCGAGCGUUAUCGCUGUGAUAGUCCCAUCUAACGCGCACGCAAUAGUUUUUGGAACUAUACUUGGCCAGUCCCAAUGACUGGUCGGGGAGAGGCAUCGGAGGCGGAUGUUCAUCUCCCUCAUGUGUGGGUGUUCUACGGCUCCCCGGCUUCCAUCUAUCCACGCUGCUCCACUCUUCAUUGUACUGACCGGGACGCAUCAAUUAUCUGAGAAUGUGGAUUUCUUUGGCAUAAAUGACCUCAACUCCAUCGCCUCAGUGAAGACUGUACCAACCGACGGCGGCUGACUGCAAGUUUAGAGCCCGGUGGAAGCAAGCGGAGACACAGCGAGCAGCCAUGCCCUCUGUGAUGGAGCGUUCGGGGGCCGGGGUCCUAUCCAGGAGCAGGGCAAAGACGGUAACCAAUGGCAACAGCCAGCCUCACUCUGAGGAGGAGAGCAGUGAUGAGGAACACACUCACGACAGUAUGAUCCGAGUGGGAGGAGACUACCAGGCCCAGAUCCCAGAGUUCAAACCAGACAGUCCCAACAGAUUCGACAAAGACCAGCGGAGCAUGUUGGUGUGGUGUCCCAGCAGCCAACUCUCGGACACCAUGUUGGACGAGUACAUCCUGAUGGCCAAAGAGAAGCACGGCUACAACAUGGAGCAGGCUCUGGGUAUGCUGCUGUGGCACAAGCACGACGUGGAGCGCUCACUGGCAGACCUCGCCAACUUCACGCCCUUCCCAGACGAAUGGACCGUGGAGGACAAGGUGCUGUUUGAGCAGGCGUUCAGCUUCCACGGCAAGAGCUUCCACCGGAUCCAGCAGAUGCUUCCAGAUAAACUCAUCUCCAGCCUGGUGAAGUACUACUACAGCUGGAAGAAAACCAGAACCAGAACCUCAGUGAUGGACCGGCAGGCCCGGCGGCUCAUCAGUAAGCGAGAGAAGGACGACAGUAAUGACGACAUGGAAGAAGGAGAGCCAGGCAGCGACAGCGACUUCGAGCUGGAUGCGAAAAAAGAGGCGUCCAAGCAGACGCCCAGCAGCACCGGCUCGGACAAACUGACCCCAGGCCGUACUGGUCCAGUUAAGAAGGAGAGCCUGGGAGCCCAGUACAGGCACCACCCGCUCCGAGCUCGGCGCCGGCCUCCGAAAGGCAUGCAUCUAGAGCAGGCUGACAUCACCUCAUUGUCGGCCUCCCACGACGCCGGCGUGAUGACCAUCAGACAGCUGGACACUCAACUGGUGUCCCUGAAGAGACAGGUUCAGAGCAUCAAGCAAAUGAACAGCAGCCUGAAACAGAGUCUGAGUGAAGGGGUCUCCAGCAUGAGACCAUCCGAGGGGACCCUAAAAAUGAACUCUCGCUGGACGAGUGAGGAGCAGCUGCUGGCUGUGCAAGCCAUACGCCGCUACGGCAAGGACUUCUCAGCCAUCGCCGAGGUGAUCGGGACCAAAACAUCUGCUCAGGUCAGCUCCUUCUUCGUCAGCUAUCGUCGGAGGUUUAACUUGGACGAGGUGUUGAGGGAGUGGGCGGCCGAACAGGUGGCCUGCACCAGAGACCAGAGGGCCAGCGAUGAGCUGAUCCCUCCUCCAGAAGGAGGAGCGGAAGAGGACGAGGUGAGCAGCGGCAGCUUCACUCUCCUCACAGCUGCAGUCCACCUUCAUGAAUGUUCUGCUACGCAUCCUCAGAUGAAGAUGGAGGACUCGCCCUCUGACACCGCCGGCAGCUCCUCACCCCCUUCGUCCACCCAGACCGCCUCCUCGCUCUCUCAGCCUCCCCCGCUGCUGCGCCCCGCUCCACCCUCAGCACCUCCGAGCCUGCUCAGGCAGCCGCCUCCCCUGCAGACCCGCCCUCUCCAGAACCGGACACCCCACAACCACCCUCCCCCACCGCUGAUCCGCCCUGCUGUCUCCACCUCCGGCUCCACCACCUCACAGAUGCCUCCCUCACUGGUGGGACUGAAGAUGGAGCAGCCCACCUCGCACUGACACACACGCGCCGCAACUACCUGAACUUCCUUAAUAGAAACCUUUGGACAAUUUCCAGGCCUUUUAGUCUCCAUGGUAACUGCUGAUCAUCUGACAGCACAUGCUUAUCGUGUGUGCGUGAGAAGAUUAAAGAUGGCGGCAGCUUCUGAGAAACAGUGUGAAGAACCCUCAGCUUUAAAACUUGCUCACGCGCUACAUUUCACACAGCCACGGUGGCGGGUGGGAUAUUGAUUCCACAGCAAAGUUCAGGAUUCCAAAAUGAGAUGAAAUUAUUUUUUUGGAGGGUUAUGUGACUUAUUUUUAGUUAGAGUAGAUCUGUAGUUGUGUAGUCUCGAUACUAGACUGUGAAGCCAAAACCAUGUGAGAGAAACGUUUGACUUGGUAUUUAAGAUGAAUGUUCAAGCAUCUUUGAGAAGUUGAUGAACUAAUGGCUUUUUUUUUUCUUCUCCGUUAAGUUUGA